ACAUUUUUAAUACAUUUUAUCAUUUAGAAUAUUGUAAAAUGUUAGUUUUUUAAUGGUCCGGGCCAUUUUUUUGUGCUAUGGGUGAAGCUAGCAAGCUUAACAAACCACCGCCUGGAUUUCCAGAAGGUGAUGACGUCCCACCGGACGCUUACCUUCACAUGAUAGUCAGCAAGAAAUAUAACAUCCAGCCACCUCCUCCUGACGAUAUCAAAGAGGACGAUAUUGAAGAAGGAUCCGACUUGAGCUACGCCCAGGUGAGCUUCCGUGACUGCACUCAUCUGGGCUGCCGCUGUACAGAUAUAGUCUUCUUGAUCUUUUUCCUACUCUUCCUCGCUACCGUGCUCGGACUCGCUUUGUAUUUGUGGAGGAAUUCCAUGGUUUCUAUCAACGACCACGGCGAGAAGUGCAAGGUUAUGUGUUAUAUACUGGAAAUACCUAAAACUUAUGACUCAAAGGAACCUUUUAAAUGCUCAACAACAGACAAAUAUGAGGUAAAAGCCAGAGUCGAGGAUAAAUUCGUCAUUGAAGACUUUGGCCCGCUCAAACCUUGCUUGAAAGACUGCAAGAGUUAUUAUACCUUGGAGUCGUUCGGCCACAACUGCGUCGAUCAGGCUGGAAACGCCACCAUCUCUCAUCAGGCCCAAGAAAUCAAAUUAGACAGCAAAAUUUCAGAAUUGUCGUUUCUUGGAGAAAGGAUUGUCGUAUUUUUGAUAGUGCUCGGAGUGCCUAUCGCCCUGUCGCUUGUAGUGAUCUUUAUGUAUUACACCUUCAACAUAUUAUUUUUCAUGAUGCUCAUAGUCGUUUCUGGGAUUUCUGUCUUUAUGACAUGCGGAUUCGUGGUGUUCUUGUUAAUCAAACAGGCAGGGAUGGUGUCAGAAAACGAAGAUCCAUAUCCAUCGAUGUCAGUAUUAUUUACUGCUGGAUGGGUUUUGUUCACUAUAUAUUGGGUGUUCCUUCUUUUGACAUCAGUGGGAAAGAAACAGCAUAAAACCAUCGCACUGAUGAGAUUCGCAGCUGCUGCGACGAGAUGCCAAUUGGUCGCAUACGUCUUAGUCUCAUUUCUUGCAUUGACGGUAAUAUACAUAUUGCUGAUCUUGCUGUCCGGUGCGAUUGAGACGAACGGGAAGUUAAUUUUCGAGAAGAAAACCAUAUCAUAUGAAAGCAGCAAUGCGAAAGAUGUUGCGAGGGGACUUUUGAUAUUCACAUACUGGUGGACGAACCACUUAGUCAUUGCGUGUCAGCACCUGGUUAUCGCAAGAGUCGUUGCCUUGAAAAGCCUCUACGGGAGGACGACUGGGAUAUGUUCGGCGAAUGCGAAUCUCAUGCAGUUCCACCUCGGUACAGCUUGCAUGGCGUCGUUUAUAUUCUCGUCGUUCAGCUUUCUUAAAGACAUAUACGAGGCGUUCCUUCGAAUGGGCUCGGUCGACUGUCAUCCCUUUACGCCCACCGAAUACGACAUGGACUAUCCCAGGGGUGGUAACUGUUUUAAGCCGAUAUCAAGAGUCUCAUACAUACCUGUCUGUCUGUUCUGUGAACAUCUGAUACCUGGAGGAAGAAAGGCGACGUACUUAUUUCUCCAGAGGCACUUGAUUAACUGGCGCGCUUGCAAACAUUUCUUAAUCAUGGUUCAUGCCUUCCUUCUCGCGUCUACGACAAUAAUAUUUAUCCAGUUGUCUAUAGAACACAGCAAUAACAAAUUGGAGAGCAUGAUGUAUUCUCUGAGUCUGUCGACAAUCCAUAUUUAUUUUAUCGCUCAGGCUGCUGUUGGACUGAUAAGAAUGGUUAUCGAUACGUUGUUCUUCAGCUACUGUUACGACUUGUCUUUAAACAACGGAAAAGAAAGACCUUACAUUACAAACCCUGCUUUCAUGGAAUUUGUGAAAGACAUCCCAUGGAUAAGGCCGAGGAAGGCUAAAGUCAAGUUACUCAGAGAGAAAAAAAUAUAUAAAAAGGAGGAAAAGCCUGUAGUGGACGAGGCCAGUAAGCAGAAGGAGAAGAAACCCAAGGAAGAGAAACAGGAGCAAUACGUAAAAGACGACGCCAAACCCGAAGAGCCAGACGAAGAAGAAGAAAAAGGCGAUACAAAGAAAAAAGGGACAAAAAGAAAAGGCGAAAAGGGGAAAAAGAAACAUAGCGAGAAAGGUAAAAAGGAUAAAGGGAAAAAGGAGAAAGGGAAAAAGGAGAAAGGGAAAAAGACAAAAAAAGACAAAAAAAGCGAGAAGGGCGAGGAAGAAAAGGGCGAACCGAGUGAAAAGGGUGAAAUGGACGAACCGACCGAAAAGGUCAAAAAGAAAGAAAAGGGCGGCAAAACAAAAAAGGGGAAAAAGAAAGGUAAAAAAGGAGGUAAAGGGAAAAAAGGUGGUAAAAGCAAAAAAGGUAAAAAAAAUAAAGUAGCACCGGAAUAAUUUACCAAGACGAGCCAAGACUCAAUGCCUCAAGAUUCCUAGAUACUUCUAAGGUAUUGAAAACUUGAGAAAUAACUGCUAACAUGCAGACACAAAAUGCAUCGAGCAUGAACAUGCCACAGCGGAGUUUUGAAAAAAGAUCCUGCUAAAAUCUAAUUUUACAAUCAAAAUGUAACAUUUCGCCAUAUUUGGCACAACAUGACAGUCAAUGUCAAUCUCGAUUUAUACGAUGAUUUGUUUGAAAAUAACAAAAUACUAAUUUUAAUUAAACAACUGAGAACAGGUUGUUAAUAACAUGUUAAUAAGUAAUAUGAAAUCCUAAAUUUUGGGAACAUCGGACGAACUUUUUAGGGGAAAAAAUAACCCAUUGGAUUAGCAGGCAAUGUUUAACAUAAAUAAAAUAAAGUAAGAAAAAAAUGGUAAAAUAUAUAUUUU
Molecule: messenger RNA, 2840 nt
Organism: Cimex lectularius (bed bug)
Lineage: Eukaryota; Metazoa; Arthropoda; Insecta; Hemiptera; Cimicidae
Exons: 14
Coding region: 78-2405 (775 amino acids)
Biological process (GO): transmembrane transport
Cellular component (GO): membrane
Molecular function (GO): transmembrane transporter activity
Source: RefSeq, a predicted model, not a curated record